Molecule: messenger RNA, 5770 nt
Organism: Siniperca chuatsi (mandarin fish)
Lineage: Eukaryota; Metazoa; Chordata; Actinopteri; Centrarchiformes; Sinipercidae
Product: NACHT, LRR and PYD domains-containing protein 12-like
Exons: 12
Coding region: 1256-4561 (1101 amino acids)
Molecular function (GO): protein binding
Source: RefSeq, a predicted model, not a curated record
UUCUGCUGCUCUUAGAGAAACACAUCUGUCCUGCUGGUGCGUCAGAUGAGUCCAGCAUGGAAAAGCUUUGUUCCUCCAGAGGGAGUUCAGUUUGAACAGGAAGGACUCAGUGCUGGUAGAUCUCAGCUGACACCACAGGGGGGCGUCAGAGUCAGAGGGACGACCACGAGGAAGUGAAGAAAUGAGGACGUACUCAGUCAGUCAGUUCAGAGAGCAGAAAGAUAAAACAGACUGACUGAAGAUGAGUGAUGUGGAGGAAGAGGACAGACCAGAGUCUGCAGUGUCCAGCUGUCCGUCUAUGAAGAGUUUCCGGUCUAAAGGAAAACCUCCAGACUUCAGUAAUGAACCUUCAGACACAAAGUAAGAGACUGAUCUCAGAAACCGGACUCCCUAAAGUAUCUGGACUCUACAAACAGAGUGAAGGUCGUCUUUUACCUCAUCGACAAACAUCCAGUUUUCGUGCACAAACACAAUAAUAACUUGUAUUGUUUGUUAUGUUGUUAUUACCGAAGGAACCCCAGAAGUGGAGUCAGUGAGAUAAACAACAUACUGAAACACCUUCAGGUAUCUCAGUCUUUAUACAGACGUGUCUUUGUCAUGGUCCAUAAGCACUCCAUUUUCCCAAAAACUACAUCAAAGAUCUUCUCCUGCACAGACAUGUCUGCAGCUAAACCUAAGUGUCCCGAGUGCAAUAAACAUGCAUAACAUGCACAAAAGGUCACUGCACCUCUGCUUGUAGCACUUUGUCUUAUCCAAUCCCAUACCAAGACAUCUUUUUAUAGACUUGAUUGUUGUUCAUUUGCUCUGCUGCAGGCCGAAUUUCUCCUAGUGGGACGAUAAAGAACUGAAAACACUAAACUUCCUGACUCACCACUGCGUUGCUUUUUUACUGUCAGUUUUUCAACUUGCCGCUGUGGCUCGCUAUGUAACCAUGGCGACCACAGACACUGGAGCUGAUUUUAUUGAUCUGAGUUCAGUGAAUGAUUCACAUCUUCAGCAGAUCAGUGAAGAGAAACAUCAGCUUCAGUCUGAUUAGCUGCUCUGAGACAAUAAUUAUGACGUAAUGAUGCUAACUGGAGGUAGUUGCGUCCUACUUCUCGCCGCAGACUGCUGCUGUUAUAGUAUAAUCUCAUCACACAUCGCAGCUGAACCGCUGAACACAAAACAUUCUGACUAUUGUUUGUUAAAAUAAUCUGAAUAAAAAUAUCUUUUCCACAGACAGAGAGCAGAGUCUCCAGGAUCCAGCUGUCUGUCUAUGAAGAGUGACUUUUCGAAAGAUGAACCUCCGUUCUUCAGUAAUGAACCUGGACCCUCAGACACAAAACAGAGAGCAGAGUCUCCAGGAUCCAGCUGUCUGUCUAUGAACACUGACUGGUCCAAAGAGUCACCUCCAAACUUCAGUGAUGAACCUGGACCCUCAGACACAAAAGAGAAGAAGAUGAGGAGUCAUGUUUCUGUGGAGGAGCAGCCGUCCUGCUGUGCUUUGUGUCAGGACGUCCUGAAGGAUCCGGUCUCUACCAGCUGUGGACACUGGUUCUGCAGACGGUGCAUCACCUCAUACUGGGACCAGUCUGCUUCAUCAGGAGACUCCUCCUGUCCCCAGUGUGGAGACAGAUCCAGAACAAGACCUGGACUGCAGACAGCCCGUCAGACCAGCACUGUACAAAUGGAUGACAGUCUCCAGGAGGUUUUAGAUGAGCAUAAGAUCAGUCUGAGGAGGAGAUGUGAAUGUGUGACUGAAGGAAGUGAUGAAACAGGAAGUGGAACCCUCCUCAACAGGAUCUACACUGAGCUCUACAUCACAGAGGGACAGAGCGAAGAGGUUAAUACCCAACAUGAGGUGAGGCAGCUUGAGACAGCUUCCAAGAUGGAGACCCUCCAUGACACUCCAAUCAAGUGCCACGACAUCUUUAAAGCCUUACCCGGCCAACAGGGACACAUCAGAAUCGCUCUGACGAACGGCGUCGCUGGCGUUGGAAAAACCUUCUCGGUGCAGAAGUUCACUCUGGACUGGGCAGAGGGCUUGGAAAACCAAGACGUCAGUCUGCUGAUUCUGCUUUCGUUCAGGGAGCUGAACUUGAUCAGAGAUGAGCGGUACAGUCUUCUCCAGCUGCUCCAUGUUUUCCAUCCAACAUUACAGAAGGUCACAGCAGAGAAGCUCGCUGUCUGGAAACUUCUGUUCAUCUUUGACGGCCUGGAUGAAAGCAGACUUUCACUGGAUUUCCACAACAAUGAGGUCGUGUCUGAUGUCACACAGAAGUCAUCAGUCAACGUGCUGCUGACAAACCUCAUCGAGGGGAAUCUGCUUCCCUCGGCUCUCGUCUGGAUCACUUCUCGACCUGCAGCAGCCAAUCAGAUCCCUCCUUCAUGUGUUAACAGGGUAACAGAAGUACGAGGCUUCACUGACGCCCAGAAGGAGGAGUACUUCAGGAGGAGAUUCAGUGAUGAAGAGCUGUCCAGCAGAAUCAUCUCGCACAUCAAGACAUCCAGGAGCCUCCACAUCAUGUGUCUGAUCCCAGUCUUCUGCUGGAUCACUGCUACAGUUCUGGAGCACAUGUUGACUACAGACCAGAGAGGAGAGCUGCCCAAGACCCUGACUGACAUGUACUCACACUUCCUGCUGGUUCAGACAAAGAGGAAGAAGCAGAAGUAUGAUGACGGACAUGAGACGAGUCCACAGGAGCUGAUGGAGGCUGAUAGGGAAGUUCAUCUGAAGCUGGGGAGGCUGGCGUUUGAACAGCUGGAGAAAGGAAACAUCAUGUUCUACCAAGAAGACCUGGAGCAGUGUGGUCUGAAUGUCUCCAAGGCCUCGGUGUACUCAGGAGUUUGUACAGAGAUCUUCAGAAGAGAGAGUGUGAUCUUCCAGAAAACAGUCUACUGCUUUGUUCAUCUGAGCAUUCAGGAGUUUCUGGCUGCCGUCUACAUGUUCCACUGUUACACCGACAGGAACACAGAGGUACUGGAGGACUUCCUGGAAGAUAGGGAUGAUGAUGAUGAUGAUGAUGAUGAUGAUGAUGGUGAUGAUGAUGACCAUUACCCAUCCCUCGAUGUCUUCCUAUGGAAAGCCAUGCAGAAAUCCCUUGAAAGUAAAAAUGGCCACCUGGACCUGUUUGUCCGCUUCCUUCAUGGCCUCUCUCUGGAGUCCAACCAGAGACUCUUAGGAGGCCUGCUGGGUCAGACAGACAACAGUCCAGAAAUCAUCCAAAGAACCAUCAGCGACCUGAAGGAGAUGAACAUGUAUAAGAUCUCUCCUGACAGAAGCAUCAACAUCUUCCACUGUCUGAUGGAGAUGAACGACCACUCAGUACAUCAGGAGAUCCAAGAGUUCCUGAAGUCAGAGAACAGAUCAGAGAAGAAACUCUCUGUGAUCCACUGCUCAGCUCUGGCCUACAUGCUGCAGAUGUCAGAGGAGGUUCUGGAUGAGUUGGACCUGGACAAGUACAACACAUUAAAGGAGGGACGACUCAAACUGAUCCCUGCUGUGAGGAACUGCAGAAAAGCUCGACUUCAGGAAUGUUGGCUCUCAGAGACUCACUAUGAAGUUGUGGUCUCAGCUCUAAGGUCCAACCCCUCCCAUCUGAGAGAGCUGGACCUGAGAGGAAGCAGGCUGCAGGAUUCAGGAGUGACGCUGCUGUCUGCUGGACUGGAGAGUCCACACUGUAGACUGGAGUCACUUUCACUUGCUAAUUGUGGACUGUCAGAGAUCAGCUGUGGCUCUCUGGUCUCAGCUCUGAAGUCCAACCCCUCCCACCUGAGAGAGCUGGACCUGAGCAGGAACAACCUGCAGGAUUCAGGCGUGAAGCUGCUAUCUGCUGGACUGGAGAGUCCACAAUGGAGACUGGAGACUCUCAGAAUGAGUGACUGCAGUUUGUCAGAGAUCAGCUGUGCUUCUCUGGCCUCAGCUCUGAAGUCCAACCCCUCCCAUCUGAGAGAGCUGGACCUGAGUCACAACAACAUGCUGCAGGAUUCAGGAGUGGAUCUGUUGUCUGCUGGACUGGAGAGUCCACAUUGUAGACUGGAGACUCUGAGACUUAGUCACUGUGAACUACCAGAGAGCUGCUGUUCAUCUCUGGUCUCAGCUCUGAAGUCCAACCCCUCCCAUCUGAGAGAGCUGGACCUGAGUUACAACAAGCUGCAGGAUUCAGGAGUGAAAUUGCUGUCUGCUGGACUGGAUAGUCCACACUGUAGACUGGAGACUCUGAGGUUGACAUGCUGUCUGCUCACAGAUGGAAGUUGUGCUUCUCUGGCCUCAGCUCUGAAGUCCAACCCCUCUCAUCUGAGAGAGCUGGACCUGAGAAACAACAAGCUGCAGGAUUCAGGAGUGAAGCUGCUGGCUGCUGGACUGGAGAGUCCACAUUGUAGACUGGAGACCCUUAGGUUGAAAGACUGUCACAUCACAGAUGAAGGCUGUGCUUCUCUGGCCUCAGCUCUGAAGUCCAACCCCUCCCAUCUGAGAGAGCUGGACCUGAGCCUCAACAAACUGCAGGAUUCAGGAGUGAAGCUGCUGUCUGAUCUUUUGGAGAGUCCACAUUUUAGACUGAAGACUCUGAGGUUUAAAUGAACCUGGACUGUAGAGACAAGGACGUCAUUCAUCAAGCUGCCACAUCAUCAACCUGGACGCAUAUUCAACAAAGAUAUAAGAAUCACUUCUGUUCUCUUUCAUUCGUUCGUUUUAAUCAAGGGUUAGUCUCAGAUUAUAGCAGCGCUACGUAUAACAUCUCUCUAUACAUAGACUUAUUUCUGGGCCCUAUCUCCUGCAGGCCCCUUAGUUACCUUAAGGACACUUUUCAUUUUCUGAAAAUAAUUCGCCCCAUGCUAUUGCCUUCCAAUGCUUACCUCUUUACAAUCAGCAUCAACAGCCUCUAUACUCAUAUAGGCAUACUAUCUAAUAUUAAUACAGAAAUAGGACUCCAAACUGUCCAAAAAAUAUUUUAAAGUUACCCGGAUAGGAAUAGACCAGAUGCUGAAAUCUUGAAAUUAUUAGAAAUAUGCUUGAAAUGUAAUGACUCUGAUUACUUUAAUUAAUUUGAUAACAAGCGGUACUUAGCAAUGGAGGGCAUGGCGAUGGUACACAGGUAUGCGCCAUCCUACGCAAAUUUUUACAUGAGCGAGUGGGAGCGAGAGGUGCCCGUUAAAGCCAACUUUUUAGCUCAGAUUUUGGAUGACAUCAUCAGAACGUGGCAGCACGGAGAGGAAAGCUUUCAGGAAUUCAUAACCAUAUUAUUCAACCAUCACCCCUCUAUUAAAGUGAAACCUAAUUUGGACCGGUGUGAAGUGAAUUUUCUAGAUACCGCUGUGUUUUUUGAAAAUGAUAAAAUGAUAACAGCAAAAAAUCACUCCCCCGAGUCUACUUCAAACCUACAGAUACUCAUGCUUUGCUACAAAAAGCUAGUUUCCACCCUAAACACACAUUUAAAAAGGUAUAUAGUUAAAUCCCAAAUCAUCAGAUUUCACAGAUUUGCAUCCCGUAAAAUAGACCUACACACCUCCAUCUCCAUCCUUUUACGCAGUCCUAGGCAAAUCAAUUGAAGAACAACUUUCAAAGGAUAAUGGCCAAUCAUGAUAGACUAGGUGAAUACAGAGUUAUCUAAAAUUUAAAAGAUGCACUGGUCAGAGCCACAUUUUGUAGACAGGGAGGUGAGAGGGACAACCACUGGGCCUUUAAGCCCAUGAAAUUCCUGUUUAACCCACAUGGAGGAGUGGGCGCUGUAGUAUUGAUGAACAAUGUGAUAUUUGAUGACUGUUGAGGACAAUAAAAGGUUUAAUAUGA